Messenger RNA from Periophthalmus magnuspinnatus, 6341 nucleotides. RefSeq names its product myosin-16-like. The transcript has 45 exons. Gene Ontology annotation, molecular function: ATP binding; actin filament binding; cytoskeletal motor activity. Bases 89 to 5920 code for a protein of 1943 amino acids. Lineage: Eukaryota; Metazoa; Chordata; Actinopteri; Gobiiformes; Gobiidae. The record is from RefSeq and is a predicted model, not a curated record. Gene Ontology annotation, cellular component: myosin complex.
CGACACAACGCCUGUCUGCUGCUUUGUGCUUCAGAGGAGUGUGUGAGCAGGUUUUUCACUUGUCUGGCGUCCCUUGGCAGCAGGAGCCAUGCCGGGCGGAUACAAAGGGGAGUGUGGGGACGAUGUGGACCCCAUGCCAUUCCUGGUGCCCUCCGAGAAGGAGCGCCUGGAUGCCAUGAACACGCCCUACGACAUCAAGCUCUCCUGCUGGGUCAAAGACGAGAAGGAGGCGUUUGUGUCUGGGGAGAUUCAGUCUAAAGAUGGAGAUAAAGUCACUGUUAAAACAUCUAAGAAUACUACGGUGACGGUGAAGGAUGAAGACGUCCACCAGAUGAACCCUCCUAAGUUUUACCAGGCCAGUGACAUGGCCAACCUCACCUUCCUCAACGAGGCCAGCGUCAUGGAAAACCUGCGCAGCCGCUACGUCAGCAUGAGGAUCUAUACUUAUUCAGGCCUUUUCUGCGUGACCAUAAACCCGUACAAAUGGCUGCCCAUCUACGGAGCGAAAGUGGCCCAGUUAUACAAGGGGAAGAAACGCAAUGAAGUUCCUCCUCACCUCUUCUCCGUCUCUGAUAACGCCUACCACGACAUGCUGCUGGAGCAUGAAAACCAGUCCAUGCUGAUCACUGGAGAAUCUGGUGCAGGCAAGACCGAGAAUACUAAAAAGGUCAUUCAGUAUUUUGCCAAUGUUGGAGCAUCUGGGAGCAAAGUUUCCGAUUCCAAGGGCUCACUGGAGGAUCAGAUCAUUCAGGCCAACCCAGUGCUAGAGGCAUUUGGUAACGCCAAGACCAUCAGGAACAACAACUCCUCACGCUUUGGAAAGUUCAUUCGUAUCCACUUUGGUCCAACAGCUAAGCUGGCUGGUGCCGACAUUGAGACUUACCUGCUUGAGAAAUCUAGAGUGAUCUCCCAGCAAUCUGCAGAAAGAGGAUAUCACAUCUUCUACCAGCUUCUGUCAGGGAGAAAGCCAGAGCUCAUAGAGGCUCUGCUGCUGAGUCCCGACCCAAAGCAGUAUGUGUGGGUGUGUCAGGGGGUCACUGUGGUGGACAACAUGGACGACGGGGAGGAACUGCUCCUCACUGAUGAAGCUUUUGAUGUUCUGGGCUUCACUCAAGAUGAGAAGAUGAGCGUGUACAAGCUGACUGGAGGCAUAAUGCACUUCGGCAACAUGAAGUUCAAACAGAAAGCCAGAGAGGAACAGGCUGACGUGGAAUCCACUGAGGUGGCUGACAAAGUUGCCCACCUCAUGGCCAUUAACUCCGGUGAGCUGCAAAAAGGCUUAACACGACCCAGAGUAAAAGUUGGAAAUGAGUUUGUGACCAAAGGUCAGAACCAGGACCAGUGCGUUUACUCCAUUGGCGCUCUUGCAAAAGCCAUCUAUGACAGAAUGUUCAAAUGGAUGGUGACCCGCAUCAAUAAAACCCUGGACACUAAAUUACAGAGGCAGUACUUCAUAGGAGUGCUUGACAUCGCAGGGUUUGAGAUAUUUGAUCUCAACAGCUUUGAACAACUCUGCAUCAACUUCACCAAUGAGAAGCUGCAGCAGUUCUUCAACCACCACAUGUUCGUGCUGGAGCAGGAGGAGUACAAGAAAGAGGGCAUUGACUGGGUCUUCAUUGACUUUGGUCUGGAUUUACAAGCUUGUAUAGACCUGCUGGAGAAGCCCAUGGGGAUAUUCUCCAUCCUGGAAGAGCAGUGUGUGUUUCCAAAGGCGACUGACGCUACCUUCAAAGCAGCUCUCCACGACAAUCACCUCGGCAAAUCCGCUAACUUCCUCAAGCCAAAAGGAGGGAAGAAGGGAACAGAAGCCCAUUUUGAACUGGUCCACUAUGCCGGCACAGUGGGCUACAACAUUACAGGCUGGUUGGAGAAGAACAAAGACCCCCUGAACGAGACAGUGGUGGGGCUGUUCCAGAAGUCGUCCAUGCCUCUGCUGGCUCUGCUCUUCAAAGAGGAGGAGGCCGCAGCCGGGACCAAAAAACAGAAGAAGGGCUCCUCGUUUCAAACAGUGUCCAACUUCUACAGGGAACAGUUGAACAAGCUGAUGAGCACCCUGCGAAGCACCGCCCCUCACUUUGUCCGCUGCAUUGUGCCAAAUGAGUUCAAACAGUCAGGUGUGACAGACAAUCAUCUGAUCCUGCACCAGUUGGCUUGUAAUGGUGUUCUUGAGGGAAUCCGCAUCUGCAGGAAGGGCUUUCCCAACAGAAUGCAGUACCCAGAAUUCAAACAGAGGUACUACAUUCUCAACCCCAACGUAAUGCCAAAGGGAUUUGUUGACAACAAAAAAGCAUCUGAACUCAUUCUCAGCUCCACUGGCCUUGACAGUAUGGAGUACCGCAUAGGCCACACAAAGGUGUUUUUCCGUGCUGGUGUCCUGGCGAAGCUGGAGGACAUGCGCGAUGAACGGCUGACAAAGGUCAUCACCUUGUUCCAGGCUCGUCUCAGAGGAGUCCUCAUGAGGAUCGAAUUUAAAAAGAUGGUGGAUCGUCGAAUCGCACUGAUAGCCAUCCAACGAAAUGUGAGGAAGUUCCUUCAGCUGCGCUUCUGGGGAUGGUGGAAGCUUUAUACCAAGGUAAAGCCUCUGCUGAUGGUGGCCCGUCAGGAGGAGAUCUUUAAGGCCAAAGAGGAGGAGCUGAGAGUAGCUGUGGAGAAAGUGAAGGAGCUGGAGACAAAGAUCAAAACUCUGGAUGAGAAGAUGGUCACUCUGUCCCAAGAGAAGAACGACUUGGCCCUUGCAUUGGCUGCUGAGCAGGACAUGCUGGGGGAUGCGGAGGAGCGAUGUACUCAGUUGAUGCACCAGAAGGUUCAGCUUGAAGAAUCAGCCCAGGACCUCCGUGAGCGUCUGGAGGAGGAAGAGGGGGCCUCAGCUGCGCUCCACAGCCAGAGGAGGCAGCUCGAAGGGGAAGUGACUGAGCUCAAGAGAGACCUGGAGUCUCUAGAGUCCACUCUCGCCAAGACGGAGAAGGAGAAACAGAGUUUGGACUUUAGAGUGCGAAGUCUGACUGGAGAGCUUGACCAGAGAGAUGACACUAUCGCCAAACUGCACAAGGAGAAGAGAGCACUAGAGGAACUGCAACAGAAAACUCUAGAUGAUCUCCAAACAGAAGAAGACAAAGUCAACCAUCUCACCAAGACCAACAGCAAACUCAACACCCAAGUGAACGAGCUGGAGGACAGUUGGGAACAGGAAAAGAGAAUCAGGGCAGAGGUGGAGAAAGCCAGAAGAAAAGCAGAGGGUGAUCUGAAGAUGGCCAUUGAAAACCUCAAUGAAAUGGAAAACGCCAAAGUGGAUUUGGAAGAUGUCAUCAAGAAGAGAGACUUUGAGAUAAACAACAUGAACGCAAAGUUGGAGGACGAACAAGCUCUGAGCACAAUGCUCAGCCGUAAACUCAAAGAGCACCAGGCUCGCAUCGAGGAGCUGGAGGAAGAGCUUGAAGCUGAAAGGGCCAUGAGAGCCAAGGUGGAGAAGCAGAGAGUCGACCUGUCACGUGAUCUAGAGGACCUCAGUGAUAGGCUGGAAGAGGCUGGAGGAGCCACUGUCGCUCAGAUUGAGCAGAACAGGAAGCGUGAGGCAGAGCUGCUGAAGUUAAGGCGUGAGCUGGAGGAGGCCGCGCUGCAGUCUGAGGCCACGGCCGCCGCUCUGAGGAAGAAGCACUCUGACGGCAUGGCCGAGCUGGGAGAACAUCUGGAGAACUUGACCAGGCUCAAGGUCAAACUGGAGAAGGACAAACUGAGCAUGAAGGCAGAGAUUGAAGAUCUCAACGCAACACUGGAGGCCACGCACAAGGCAAAGGUGAACUCUGAUGCUCAUGCCCAUAAACUUGAGGACAGUCUGGCAGAGGCCAACGCUCGCCUGGCUGAGAUGGAGCGCACGCAAACAGAACUCAACACUGCCAAAAUCCAUCUGACUGCUGAGAACAACGAUCUGAGCAGAGAGUUGGAGGAGGCGCAGAGUAAACUGACCCAGGUGACCAGGCUGAAGGCCACACUCACUUUACAGGUGGAUGAGAUGAAGAGGCAGCUGGAUGAGGAGAGCAAGGCGCGUAACUCUGCAGUCAUAGGCCUGGCCAAUGCUCGUCAUGACCUCUCCCUACUCAAAGAGCAGCUGGAGGAGGAGUCUGAGGGCAGAGGAGAGCUGCAGCGUCUGGUGUCCAAACUCAACGCUGAUGUCACCACCUGGAGAACCAAAUAUGAGACGGACGCCAUCCAUCGCACUGAGGAACUGGAAGAAACCAAGCGUAAACUUGCAGUGCGUCUACAGGAGGCUGAGGAGGCAGCUGAAGCAGCUCAGGCCAGAGCAGCCAGUCUGGAGAAGGUCAAACAGAGACUACAAGGUGAAGUGGAGGACCUCACCAUAGACCUGGAGAAGUCAAAUGCUGCCGCAGCCGCUCUUGAUAAGAAACAGCGAGCUUUUGACAAGAUGGCCUCCGAAUGGCACCAGAAGAACGAGGAACUUCAACUGGAGCUGGAGACCAGUCAGAAAGAGAGCCGCUCGUACAUGACUGAGCUCUACAAACUCAAGACGGCCUACGAGGAGAGCCUAGAUCAGAUGGAAACAAUACGCAAGGAGAACAAGUCCCUCUCAGAGGAAAUUAAGGAGUUAGUUGACCAGCUUGGAGAAGGAGGCAGGAGUGUCCAUGAGCUGCAGAAGGCCAAAAAGAAACUGGAGGUGGAGAGAGAGGAGCUGCAAAUGGCUCUGGAGGAGGCAGAGGCUUGUCUUGAGGUAGAGGAGGGUAAACUGGUGCGUGUGCAGCUGGAGCUUGCUCAGGUCAAGGCCGACAUCGACCGGAGGAUCCACGAGAAGGAGGAGGAGUUUGAGGUUACCAGAAAGAACCAUGCUCGUGCUAUUGAGUCGCUCCAAGCUAGCCUGGAGGCAGAGGCCAAAGGUCGCGCUGAGGCUCUGAGGAUGAAGAAGAAGAUGGAGACGGAUUUAAAUGAGAUGGAGAUUCAGUUAGAGCACGCCAACAGAAACAACGCAGAACUGGUGAAAACUCUGAAAAAGCUGCAGCAGCAGAUCAAAGACCUGCAGGUGCAGAUGGAUGAGGACGCCCGUCUCCACGAUGAGCUCAGGGAGAAGUACAGUCUACAGGAACGGCGUCUGUGCCUGAUGCAGGCUGAGAUGGAGGAGCUGCGAGGAGGUCUGGAGGCAUCUGAGAGAGCACGAAAACAAAUCGAACAGGAGCUGGUGGAAACCACGGAGAGGUUCAGCGAAAUCAACAUGCAGAAUCAGAGCCUGGUCAUACUGAAGAGGAAACUGGAGGCAGAUCUCACUAAACUGUCCACAGAGAAUGAAGAGCUCAUCUCUGAGUUCCGUGCUGCAGAUGAAAGAGCCAAAAAGGCUGUGACUGAUGCAACCCGUCUUUGUGAGGAGCUUCGCCAGGAGCAGGACCGCAGCUCUCACCUGGAGAAGGUGAAGAAGAGCCAGGAGCAAACCCUCCGAGACCUCACUCUGAAACUAGAGGAGGCCGAGCAGCAGGCUCUGAAAGCAGGAAAACGAACCAUCCAGAAACUGGAAACCAAGAUUAAAGAGUUGGAGAAUGAGUUGGACCAAGAGCAGAAGCGCCAUGGUGAAACUGUGAAAAACCUUCGUAAAGGGGAACGUCGGGUCAAAGAGCUGAUCUUUCAGACGGAGGAGGACCACAAAACCAACCAGCGUAUGCAGGAGCUGGUGGAGAAACUCCAGAACAAGCUCAAGUCCUACAAGCGACAGAUAGAAGAUGCUGAGGAGCAGGCUAACUGCAGCCUGUCUAAAUACAGAAAGACCGUGCAUGAGCUGGAUGAUGCAGAGGAGAGAGCUGAAAUGGCAGAAAUGGCACUUAAUAAACUGCGAACCAGGAACCGAGCAUCGACUACAAAGGGCUUCACCUCAGUGGAGAUUGUGCAGGUCACUAAACCUGCCAGUGGGGGACAGGAAGAGUAAAUAUGUACACACUCAACAGCAGAUGACACAUGCCCACCCAACCAGACAGAGAAAGCAUCACUGAGGAAGCAGGAAACUGUGCUUCUACAAAGUCUUAAAAUGUCUUUGGAAAGUCUUAACACAAGAAGACAUCACCUAUAGUCUUAACUACUUUUAGAUUUGUCUCAACUGUCUGUCUGCACUUUGUCACUGCUCUGUGUAUGUCGUCAACAGUAACAGUAUAAUACUGUUGUUCUUUUGUCAAGAUACUGCUCUUUUCUUCUCAGCUGUGCGUUUGUCUAUUGCCUCUUCUCUUUGAAGCAUUUAUCUGAAACAAUGGGUGGGAGAGCUGUGCUCUUACAUCAACGAUAGAGAGCUCACCUGUGUGUGUCGUUCAUGCUGUAGUGUCCUGUCCUUCCUGCUGCAGUAGAAUAAACCAAGA